Molecule: messenger RNA, 267 nt
Organism: Rhodofomes roseus
Lineage: Eukaryota; Fungi; Basidiomycota; Agaricomycetes; Polyporales; Fomitopsidaceae
Product: SRP40, C-terminal domain-containing protein
Exons: 2
Cellular component (GO): nucleolus; nucleoplasm
Source: RefSeq, a predicted model, not a curated record
AAAGAGAAGGCCGGAAAGGGCAAGCCGCGGAAGAGCAACACGCCCUUCCAGCGGAUCAAGACAGACAACAUCCAGUUCGUCGACGACCGGUUGAAGGACAACGCGUUCGACUCCAGGGGUGCCGGCGCGAACGACUACGGCGAACGUGCGGCGCGCGAUCUGAUCGUGACGCGCGGCUCCGGGUUCAGGAAGGAGAAGAACAAGAAGAAGCGGGGGAGCUAUCGUGGGGGCGAGAUCACGGUGAGUCGCAGGUGCUCGUCUCUGUAA